Knipowitschia caucasica is the source of this 3546-nucleotide messenger RNA. Lineage: Eukaryota; Metazoa; Chordata; Actinopteri; Gobiiformes; Gobiidae. The record is from the annotation of a GenBank genome assembly.
AUGAUGUGUGAAGUGAUGCCCACCAUCUCUGAGGGCGGGCAGGCCUCUCCCGGGCUUGGUGGAGGAGGAGGGGGAGGCUUUGCGGGGGGGAGGGGGGCAGGCGAGGAGGCCAGCAGCACGGGGAACCUGGAGUCUCUCAUGGUCAACAUGCUGACGGAGCGAGAGCGCCUCCUGGAGAGUCUCCGCGACACACAGGACAGUCUCAGCACGGCCCACCUGAGGCUGCGCGAGCUGGGCCACGAGAAGGACAGUCUGCAGAGGCAGUUGUCCAUCGCCCUCCCCCAGGAGUUUGCCGUUUUGACCAAAGAGUUGAAUAUGUGUCGAGAGCAGCUUCUGGAGCGAGAAGAAGAAAUCUCUGAGCUAAAGGCGGAGCGCAACAACACCAGGCUCCUCCUGGAGCACCUGGAGUGUCUCGUGGCUCGUCAUGAGCGCAGUUUGAGGAUGACGGUGGUGAAGAGGAGGAGCCCUGGCGUCUCGUCUGAGGUGGAGGUGCUGAAGGCUCUGAAGUCUCUGUUCGAACAUCACAAAGCUCUGGACGAGAAGGUCCGAGAGAGACUCAGGCUGGCACUGGAGAGAGUCUCUGCCCUGGAGGAGGAGCUACAGACCUCCACACAGGAGGUGGGGAGUCUCCGGGAGCAGAUCAAACGCCGACAGCAGGGUCUGGACAACGGCAAAGAGCGCCUGCCGAACGGACCGUCGUCGCUGCUGGACGAUGGAGAAGUGGAGCGACAGAGAGAAGGAGAGAUCGAGAGGCAGAGGUCAGAGCUGGGGCAGCUGAAGGAGAGACUGGCCCUGAUGUGUCGACAGGUUGGAGAGAUUGAGGAGCAGUUGACGUCUGCACGCAGAGAACUUUCAAGAUCUGAAGAAGCAAACCAUAAACUGCAGAGGGACGUGAAGGAGGCCCUCUGUCAGAGAGAGGACAUGGAGGAGCGCAUCACAACACUGGAGCGCAGGUACCUUGCUGCCCAGCGGGAGGCGACUUCGCUCCACGACAUCAAAGACAAACUGGAGAACGAUCUGGCGAGUAAGGACUCCCUCUACAGGCAGAGCGAGGAGAAGAACCGCGCGCUGCAGGAGCGACUGGACGACGCCAAACAGAAGCUUCAGCAGACGCUACAGCGAGCGGAGACUCUGCCAGAGGUAGAGGCUCAGCUGGCCCAGCGGGUGGCAGCACUGAGCAAGGCUGAGGAGCGUCACGGGAACUUUGAGGAACGUCUGCGUCAGAUGGAGGCGCAACUGGAGGAGAAGAACCAGGAGCUACAGAGGGCGCGGCAGAGAGACCGCAUGAAUGACGAGCACAACAAGCGGCUGAGCGACACGGUGGACAAGCUGCUGUCGGAGUCCAACGAGAGGCUGCAGCUGCACCUUAAGGAGAGGAUGGCCGCCCUGGAGGACAAGAACGCUCUGACCGAGGAGCUGUCCAACAUGAAGAAGCUACAGGAUGAUCUCUUAGCCAAUAAGGAUCAGUUGAUUAUGGAGCUGGAGAGGAUUCAGUUGGAACUGGAUCAACUUCGAUCUCGACCUCGAGGAAACUACUCCAGCCGCUCUCUCCCUGGCAGUGCUCUGGAGCUGCGUUACUCCCAUGGGGGGUCUCUCUCGUCUGACUCUCGAAUGGACAUGAUGGACAUUAUGGACAUGUCGGGACACGCCACAGUGGGACCCAUGGUCCGCCGCAGCCAGCGGUCUCGCUGGAGCACCACCCACGACACCAUCAAGUACCCAGACUGGCCCUCAGAUGUAGAUGCAGGUUCUGAUGAAGACGAGGCUGAGGUUCUGCUUCUGUCUCCUGCACAAGCUGACGUCCAGACUCUGGCUCUGAUGCUGCAGCAGCAGCUAGAGGCCAUCAACAAUGAGAUCAAACUGAUCCAGGAGGAGAAGGAAAACACGGAGCUGAGGGCAGAGGAGCUCCAGAGCAGGGUGUCUGUUUCCCUGGACUCUCCUCCUCUCGCCUCGUCGUCUCUGGGCAGAGGCUACAUGUCCUCCUCCAUCACCUCCUCCAUCACCUCUUCCACACUGGCCUCCCCCUCUCCCCCCAGCUCGGGACACUCCACUCCCAGACUGCCCCACUCGCCAGCCCGGGAAAACGAUCGACAGAAGGACGAUGAGCGCUCUCUGUCCCUCCUGGACUCCCCUCCUCCCCCCACACCUCGCAACCUACGGCUGGACAGGACCCUCACCCCAGGGACAUCGCUGGACGAGCACAGGGACAUCCGCAGUUUCUCGGAUGGUACCAGCUGCAGUCAGGACUCUCUGCAGAAGAAGAGGAAAAGCAUCAAGUCGUCCAUCGGUCGUUUAUUUGGGAAGAAGGAGAAAGGACGCAUGGGACAGGACAGGUCUCUGGCCUCCACACCCUCAGACGAGGUGGGACCUGGAGACUCCAUGACCCUGACUAAGACCGGGACUCUGGGACCCGCCGACAAGGACCGACGCAACAAGAAGAAGCACGAGCUCCUGGAGGAGGCCUGUCGACAGGGUUUGCCUUUUGCCUCCUGGGACGGUCCCACCGUGGUGUCCUGGCUCGAGCUGUGGGUGGGCAUGCCGGCCUGGUACGUGGCGUCCUGUCGCUCUAAUGUGAAGAGUGGGGGGAUCAUGGCGAGUCUGUCGGACACUGAGAUCCAGAGAGAGAUCGGGAUCAGCAACCCCCUGCACCGCCUCAAACUGCGGCUCGCCAUCCAGGAGAUGGUCUCCCUGACCAGCCCCUCUGCCCCCAGCUCUGCCUCUUCCUGCAGUAAUGUGUGGAUGACCCACGCUGAGAUGGAGUCUCUAAACGCCGUCACCAAGCCGCCCGAGCUAAAGGAGUUCAGCUGGGACCAGAUCCUGGCCUAUGGGGACAUGAACCAUGAGUGGGUGGGGAACGAGUGGCUGGCCUCCCUGGGUCUGCCUCAGUACAGGUCCUACUUCAUGGAGUCUCUGGUGGACGCCCGGAUGUUGGACCAUCUGACCAAGAAGGAGCUGAGGGGACAGCUCAAGAUGGUUGACAGCUUCCACAGGGUGAGUCUUCACUACGGCAUCAUGUGUCUGAAACGAUUGAACUACGACCGGAAAGAACUGCAGCGACGGAGAGAAGAAAGCGUCUCUGUGAACCACGAUGUGGUCGUCUGGUCCAAUGAGAGGGUGAUGCAGUGGGUGCAGUCUGUGGGUUUGAAGGAUUACGCUGAGAACCUGAGAGAGAGCGGUGUCCACGGCGCUCUGCUCGCUCUGGACGACACCUUCGACUUCACUGACCUGGCCUUGCUGCUGCAAGUUCCCACGCAGAACACACAGGCUCGACAGGUGCUGGAGCAGGAGUACAACUCUCUCCUCUCUUUGGGAACAGAUCGACGGCCAGACGAGGAUGGACAGAAGUCCUUCUCUCGCUCUCCAUCCUGGAGGAAGAUGUUUCGGGAGAAGGACCUUCGUGGCGUAACCUCAGAUUCUGCUGAGACUCUCCCUGCAAACUUCAGAGCCUCCGCACUGGCUGCGCCCCCUGUGACGCUGCGGAAAGUGAGUGACGCAAACGCCGGAUCUCGAGGGGACGCAGCCUCGGUGCGCACAUACUCCUGCUGA